Paramecium pentaurelia is the source of this 381-nucleotide messenger RNA. The record is from the annotation of a GenBank genome assembly. NCBI's taxonomy places the organism in Eukaryota, Ciliophora, Oligohymenophorea, Peniculida, Parameciidae.
AUGAACGAUUGGCAAUCAAAUUAUUCACCAAGUUUAGCCAGCACUUUUGGUCCAUGGUAUCCAAGUUCAGCCAAGAAUAAAAUGGUCAAAGCUCAACAUAACUAAACUCUAUUAUUAGAACCUUUGGGUUAAAAAUUUCAUAGUAGAAUCUAAAGUAGAACAUCUGUACCAAAAAGACGAGCUAUAUCAGUAUAACGUAGAUUACUAACUGCUCCUACUAUGGAUACAACAACAAAAGUACAAAAAUAAAGAACUCUACCAGAACCUGUUCUUUUAAAUCUAACAUAAGAACCACUUUAUGUUAGAAGCAAUAAGAAUGUACAAGAUAUUUUAAAGAAAUUGUAAUACUAUCGAUAUAAUGAACGCAUUUUGAUAUCAUGA